AUGCGUCUCAAUCCGAGCAAUUACGCACUGGUCUCUAUCCUCCUACUUUCUUCCUGUGCUGAGACUGUAUCAUCUGCUCUGUCCCACCCGGAAAUUAUCAUCUCCCCCCUCCAACCCUCCAAACCACAUCUUACAACCACUACCCUCUCCACUCCCCGAAACCGCAAUUGCCACGUCUCCUCUCUGGGAUCGGGCUUCGACGAUUCCGCCGCUCUUCUCUCCGCCAUCAAAUCUUGCAACCACGGCGGAGUGGUCCAGUUAAACGAAACCAUCUACAAAAUCUCCACUCCGCUCAACCUCCAAUCCCUCCAAUCCAUCGACUUCAACAUCUCAGGAACCAUCCAAUUCUCCCCAAACAUCACCUACUGGACCGCCAACAGUUUCAAAUAUGUUUUCCAAAACAGCAGUGCUUUUUGGCAAUGGGGAGGAAAUGAUAUAAAUUGGUAUGGAGGAGGAACUAUUGAUGGAAAUGGCCAAUCAUGGUGGGAUGCUUUUGCAAAAGAUAGUACUCUUGCUCGACCAAUCUUAUUUGUCAUGAAUGGGCUUAACGGGGGGAGUAUGAGCGGGCUUAAAAUGAGAAGUCCACCAAAUUGGUUUAAUUUCAUUACAGGGAGUGAGGAUGUGUUGAUUAGUGGAAUGACAUUGACGGCGGUGACAAAUAAUUUGAAUCCAGUCAAGAACUCUGGUGAGUUUCUUCCCUAUUCAUCCAUUUAUUCCACUGAGUUACCUAUGUUAAACAAACAAAACAAACAAAACAGACAAAUAUCUAAAGAUGGAUGGGACACCUACCUCUCCUCCCACAUCACGAUCCAAAACUCCACGAUCCUCAACACCGACGACUGCGUAUCCUUCAAGCCCAACAGUAGUUCCAUCCUCGUACAAAAUCUCGCCUGCACCGGUUCCCACGGCAUAUCCGUUGGGAGUCUGGGUCAAUAUGUUGGCGUUACCGAUAUUGUCGAAGAUAUAUAUAUUUACAAUAAUACCCUGAGUAAAUCAGGUGAUGCGGCGAGAAUCAAGGUGUGGGCGGGUGCGGUGCCCAAUCCGAAUGGGAGUUUGCCUUAUGGGGUGGGUGGGGGAAAUGGUUCUGUGAGAAAUGUCACGUAUGAUAGCAUGACGAUUGCGGGCGAUGAUUAUUCGAUUGAACUUACCUCUUGCUACAUGCAGACUACUGCGAAUUGCAAUGCGUAUCUCACAAAAAUGAUAAUCCAAGAUGUAGUAUUCAAGAAUUUCGCCGGUGUCUCCAGCACAAAAUACGCUCCUAAAGUUGGAACGUUGAUAUGCAGCAGUGCAGCCGUGAGUUAA
Sclerotinia borealis F-4128 is the source of this 1302-nucleotide messenger RNA. Lineage: Eukaryota; Fungi; Ascomycota; Leotiomycetes; Helotiales; Sclerotiniaceae. The record is from the annotation of a GenBank genome assembly.